CAGCGUCGCACCUAUUCGGAGCGUAAUCGUUCCCUCGCCUACUACUCCCUGGGAACCAUAAUCCUCGGGCUAGGCCUAACCUACGCCGCCGUACCCUUAUACCGCGCCUUCUGCUCAGCAACAGGCUUCGGCGGUGCCCCCCAAAUAGUCGGUGUAGGCCGUUUCGAGCCAUCACGUCUCGUGCCGCAGAACCCUGGAGCCAACAGGAUAAGAGUCACAUUCAAUGCAGACGCAUCCGAUGAACUUCCCUGGUCUUUCAAGCCUAGUCAAGAGGAAAUCAAUGUAAUUCCAGGAGAGACGGCACUUGCUUUCUUUACGGCGAGGAAUAGGUCGAAACGCGAUAUCAUCGGUAUUGCGACGUAUAAUGUGGCUCCAGAUCGGAUAGCGCCUUACUUCUCUAAAGUAGAGUGCUUCUGCUUUGAGGAACAGAAGUUGCUAGCUGGGGAAGAGGUGGAUCUUCCCGUAUUCUUCUUUAUCGAUAACGAUUUCUUGGAGGAUCCCAAUGUGCAGGAUGUAAGGGAUGUGGUGCUUAGCUAUACCUUUUUUGCUGCGAGGAGGAAUAAGGUCACGGGACAGUUGGAGCCUGAUACCGAUUUGGAGGCGUAUCAGGUGGGUAAGGAUUUG
This is a messenger RNA of Jaminaea rosea, 624 nucleotides long. RefSeq lists its product as hypothetical. Gene Ontology annotation, cellular component: mitochondrial inner membrane. Gene Ontology annotation, molecular function: copper ion binding. Lineage: Eukaryota; Fungi; Basidiomycota; Exobasidiomycetes; Microstromatales. The transcript has a single exon. The record is from RefSeq and is a predicted model, not a curated record. The annotation marks the transcript as partial.